GACAGUUGUCAUUUUUAUUCUUUAACCUCCAAAAUAUGGUUAGUUAUAAGACGCAAUAAAUUAUUUUAAAUUAAGUAAAACAUGUAGAAAUAAAAAGUGACGAGAUGUUACAGAUUUAUACUAAUUUAAAAACGUUCUUUGAGCUGGGCCCCAAAGAAUAUUACAGGCAGAAGUUCAAAUUGCCUCUAGUAAAGUUUGUGUAUGAAAUUGUAAAUUCCUACAAGAAAAGGACGAAACAAGGCUUCAGUAAUUUAAGGGACGUCUUAUUUAGAGGAACAGUUGUUGCCCUCUCUACUUCAGUUUUGGUGUGGCUUUCUAUACUUAUGUAUUUAGCAUUUUACUAUGCUUAUGUUCCUAAAGUGUCCCAUGAGAAACCAGUACAUCUUCAGUUCAAGCCCUGUGAAGACAAAGGCAUAUGUAGCUUCCCUUCAGCUCAUGUCGAACUCACCAAACGCCAGCAGUUGCUGAUGCUAGGGCAACUUUAUAGGAUUCAUUUAGAGUUAGAAUUACCAGAGUCACCAGCAAAUAAAGAAUUAGGAAUGUUCAUGGUAUGUGCUGAUUUUAGAGAAAGGAAUGGGUUGCUUGUCGCGAGCACUUGUAGGUCAACUAUGAUGCACUACCGAAGUAAUUUUAUAGACUUUUUAUAUAAAGCUGUAUUCAGCCCUCUUUAUAUUUUUGGAGGGGCAGAAGAAAAGCAAAACAUCCAAGUGGAAUUGUUUUCUGAUUAUGAAGAACAUGAGAAUCAACCAGUGACUGAUAUUUAUGUUGAAAUACAAACGAAACACAUUGAAAUGUAUUCUGCCAAGUUCUGCAUACACGCUAAUUUUUCGGGCCUUCGAUAUGUAAUGUUUCAUUUUCCGAUACUGUCUGCUGCCAUUGGAAUAACUUCCAAUUUAUUUUUUAUUGCUGUUGUUUGCAUGAUUAGCUGGUACCAGCUAAUAAAUUCCGAGGAAUAUAUGAAAUAUAUGGAUGAAAGGGAUAGCAAUGAAGAUCAAAAUCAGUUAGAGUAUUUCAAAGGGGACCUUGAAGACUCGUCUUCAUCGUCCUUUGAAGAACCGGACGUUUUUAAUGGAAACGAGUCUGAAAAUAAUUUUUUAGAGGAAAGGGCCACAGUUGAAAAUAUUAAUGAGUGAUCAAACACUUAAUUUAUUUAAUUAUUCGGUGAAUAAAUGUUCCGGAAAUUUACGAGGUCAGUAUCCCACACUAAAACCUAACUAAUAAUAUAUAACAAAUAGGAAAAUGUAUGUGUGAUAUAAUAAUAACAAAAAAAGGCUAUUCUACGUUACUAUAUACAUAGUUUUAUUAGACUUAACGUGUUAUUUUAUUUUAUAUCAUUGUAUAUUUAAAAGUGUUCAUUUUUACAAACUUUGCGACCGCUGCUCUUUUUUAUUUAAUUAAUUUUUUAUAGGAAACUUUAUUAUCGUUACUUAUGCGCUAUUAUUAAUAUUAUACGACAAAUUGUCGAGAACAUAAUUAUACAUUCCAAAAAUCAA
This is a messenger RNA of Agrilus planipennis (emerald ash borer), 1493 nucleotides long. It is a transcript of the gene Seipin, whose product is annotated as seipin. Gene Ontology annotation, biological process: lipid storage; lipid droplet organization. The coding region runs from base 105 to 1133 and encodes 342 amino acids. Lineage: Eukaryota; Metazoa; Arthropoda; Insecta; Coleoptera; Buprestidae. The record is from RefSeq and is a predicted model, not a curated record. Gene Ontology annotation, cellular component: endoplasmic reticulum membrane. The transcript is spliced from 6 exons.